Messenger RNA from Linum trigynum, 1105 nucleotides. NCBI's taxonomy places the organism in Eukaryota, Viridiplantae, Streptophyta, Magnoliopsida, Malpighiales, Linaceae. The record is from the annotation of a GenBank genome assembly.
CUUAAUUAGAAGAAAAUCAAAGAUUCUUCAUUAAUUAAAACAAUACAUCUGUCAUCCAUAUCGCCUUUCCUUCUGAAUUUAUCCCUAAUAUGUUGCAUUAGUUAUUUAAAACCAAAAUACUUACUCCCAAAACAACCAAAGAUUCACCCAACUCAUCAAAAACCAAAAACUAACAACAACAAAAAAAACCAAAACAUUCUAUAAAGGAAGAAAAACCAUUGAAUUCCUUCCCAUAUCAAACGACCAAUUCCCGAAUAUAUAUACAAACCUCAACCCUCCCUCAACAUUAUUCACCACAAGAAGAAACACACAAAGCUCCAAAAGAAUGGCGAAAACCGCAGUAAUUUUGUCCCUCUUCGCAUUCUCCGUAGCCUCCUCUCUAUGGGCCCACACUUGCGUCGCUAGCGUCAGCAUAAGACUGGCGGGCCCAGAAAUCACGGCCAUAUGCGACAAGAGCGUCGACCGCCAGUUCUGCCUCAACUUCCUGCAAUCGACGCCCGGAAUCUCCACCGCCGAUCUCAAGGGCGCCGGCCUGAUCGUCCUGGACUCGGCUCGAGCCGAGGCUUCGAGCACCGAGAGCUACGUCAAGGCGCUUCUGGGGAAGGCCACGGAUCCCAAGCAGAAGGAGGCCUACAAGACGUGCCUGAGCAACUACGACGACGCCGUCGACGACAUCGAGGCGGCGAAGGCGUCGCUGAGCGGCGGCGACUACAACGGCGCCAACAUUCAGGCGUCGGGGGCUCAGGAGAACGCCGACACGUGCGACGAAGGGGUGAAGGGCUCGGAUCUGUCGAAGAAGAAUCAGCACUUGUUUAAGGUUCUCGACAUAGUUUUGAUCAUUGCCAACAAGUUGCGCGGUUAAUGAUUGAAUUUGUUGCGACUGAGGAUUUGUUUUUUCCCCCGUGUGGUUAUAGAAUAAUGAUGGGAAUUGUUAUAUUACAGAGGAUUGGGAGCGGUUUCUAGUCCUGUUGUUGCAUGGAUUUACAGUCAUUGAUAUGUUGCACCGGUUUUCGUAGUAAAUUCUGAUGAGUUUGAUUGGUUAAAUCUGCACGUUGAUAUGAAUUGAAUCGGAUUUGUUGUCGUCGAAUGAAAGUCAUGGUAGAUG